Molecule: messenger RNA, 282 nt
Organism: Acaulospora colombiana
Lineage: Eukaryota; Fungi; Glomeromycota; Glomeromycetes; Diversisporales; Acaulosporaceae
Source: the annotation of a GenBank genome assembly
AUGAGCCAAGACAAUCCAUUACAAAAGGUCGUGCGACGAAUACUCCUUCCUUCCUUGCACGAUGGAACCCGUUUAGAGGCUAGAGUGUCAUAUUGGCGCAAUGAUAAUGGAGAACAGAGAUUAGAGAAUCGCAUGAUUUAUAUAAUUGGCCAAUUAGCCGAUGUUUGCGAUUUGGAAUUAAUCGACUUGUUUAAUGCAUCGAUCCUCAUCUUUCAGGAGGAAAUUUCCAUAACAAUGUUGUCGUCGCGGUUGAGAGCUUCUUCCUCACCAGAGGAUAUUUGA